Molecule: messenger RNA, 810 nt
Organism: Acanthosepion pharaonis
Lineage: Eukaryota; Metazoa; Mollusca; Cephalopoda; Sepiida; Sepiidae
Source: the annotation of a GenBank genome assembly
AUGAAUCUAUCUAUCUAUCUAUCUAUCUAUCUAUCUAUCUAUCGUAUAUUGUUAUAUCUAUCUAUCUAUCUAUCUAUCUAUCUAUCUAUCUAUCUAUCUAUCGCAGUUUUUACAUCUCGUUCCAGUCAUUGUAGUCUUGUUAUAUCUAUCUAUCUAUCUAUCUAUCUAUCUAUCUAUCUAUCUAUCUAUCUAUCGUAUGGCGACAACCGGUUUGUUUUGGAAUUUUUGAUAUUUUCGCAUUCGCUCCAUCUUUUUUUCUUCUUUUUUUCUUUUUUUUUCUUUUUUUUCUUUUUUCAUUUUUUUCUUUUUUUUUCUUUUUUUCUUUUUUUCUUUUUUCUUUUUUCUUUUUUUUUCUUUUUUCUUCUUUUUUUUUUUCUUCAAUUUUUUCUGCUGAUAAAAUAUUUUUACUUUUCCUUUAAAUUAAUCCGUUUUUCUUUCUUUCCUUUUCUGUCUUUCUUUCACUUUGUCAUUCUUUCUUUCUUUCUCUCUCUUUCUUUUUCUCUUUAUCUCUUUCUUUCUUCUCUCUUUCUUUUUCUCUUUCUUUCUCUCUGUCUUUCUUCUCUCUCUUUUUUAUUUCUCUCUCUCCUUCUUUCUUUCUUUCUUUCUUUCUCUUUUUCUUUCUUUAUUAUGUGUAUCUUUUUGGUUCUUAUUUUUCUAAUUCUUUUCAUUCUUAAUUCAUUUUCGUCUCUCUGUCCAUUAAUUUUCCUUAUUCUUUCUUCCUUCCUUCCUUCCUUCCUUCCUUCCUUCCUUCCUUCCUUCCUUCGUCCUGUUAUUUGCAUGCCUCCUCAUCGCUUUUAUUCUCCCUUCUGA